Molecule: messenger RNA, 2683 nt
Organism: Oreochromis aureus
Lineage: Eukaryota; Metazoa; Chordata; Actinopteri; Cichliformes; Cichlidae
Exons: 9
Coding region: 198-1829 (543 amino acids)
Source: RefSeq, a predicted model, not a curated record
UUAAACUGUAUAAAAUUAAUAAAAUAGAAAUAUGAUUUCUACUAACCCCUGCGAUAAUCAAGAGAAUACUGUAUUGCAGUACAGUUACGCAGUCUGUAGUAAUUACAGACCAAGGGUGUUCUUUCUUAACAAAAUGAAUUUUAGCUCAGUCUAAAGGGACUAAACAUGCUAGAUAUUUUGCAAAGAAAUGAUGUUAUAUGCUUGACCUUAUUAUAUAUAGCUUUCUACUCUUGGAAGGUGGCGAUAUGCUGGUUCCUGUCGAGUUUAAGGGAGUGAGCAAAUGGGUCAGGGUACCAAAGACAGACGAUGCCUACAAUUACUCCGAAUUCUUGCAAGGAGUGCUGGUGAAAUUCAGUUUGCCAGGUUCUACCAAUUUGGUCCUGAUGGAUUCUGCUGGAGUGGAAGUGGAUUCGGACAUAUUUGAUGAACUUUUGAAGUCAUCUCAGGUGUCUUUCAGUGUCUUCACUGAAGAAUGCAGUGACAACAAUGUUGCAGGGUCUUCUUCAGAGGCCCCAUCUUCAUUAGAGUUGUCACCAUCACCUGCAUCAGAAGGAUCAUCAUCGGGUUCAGACACAACAAUAAUACUGGAAUCUACCAAAGCUCGGAAAAGACAGCUAAUUGAAGGACCUCCUGACAGCAACACUGCAAGAAAUAUCGUCAGAGCAGCCUUGUAUUCAAAGCCAGAUGGUGAUCAAGUAUUUAAGGAAUAUGAGAAAACAAACUGCCUCUCUGAUACUACAAGAAGAAAGAUGGUAAACAUCAUUGUGGCAGACAUGGUAGAGAGCCAUGGGAGGAUCCCACCAGUAAGUGUCCGCAUUAUGUAUGCACUUGGGAUUACAACCUUGUUCCCAAACUUAAAGGACCCAGAUUCAAAGAAUGGUUAUGAACAUUUCUAUGAUCACCAGAGUGGUUCUGGUUACCUGGCAUGGAGACUGAAAACUGUGCAGCGCAACUCUACUGAAGAGAUGAAGAAAUCAAAGUCAGCUUUUCAAGACAGCCCCAAGACUCUUCGCAACUUGUGUUCAAAUGCGAGACAGUUGUCAGGUGAUGAAUGCAAGGAAGCUAUGUCACUGAUGAGACACUCAACUGACAUGAAACUUGUCAAAGAGAAAAUGAAGGUGACAUUUGAACAUAGGCAAAAAGUGAUUCAAGAUCCAGCCACAGCUUCUUCUGUCCUGGACCUUUUCCCAAGAUUUCUGGAUACACCUGGCUUGAUUGACCAAGACUUCACAAUGCUGUUUGGGGAGGAAGUGUCUGGUAAAUUCCUUGUGAAGUGGCCAACAUUCUUCAAGCCAAGAAUAAUCAAAGAUUGCAAAAAUUUGUCUCAGAGUACAGAAUUGGAUGAGCUGCUCGUUUCUUCACAUGGUGACUCUGACGAGGGUGUAUGGGACUGUGAGUUGGCUGCCAUUCUUUUGCUGCUUCACUUGUUACCUCCAACAUCUAAAGGAAGGAAGUCUUCAAAGAUUAGCACAUCAGAUGCUGCUCACCACCUACUGAAAUUCAUGAAGGUGGGAGGUAGCAUGGAGACUUUUCUUAAGGCUGGCACCACUCAGCCGUUCCUCCUGUGUGUUGGAGAAAGAAAGAACAUCAUCCAGAGUUUCUACAUUGUCCUAGAUCAAAAGGUCAUUCCCUGUGUGACGCAGACAGGAGUUGCAGCUUUUGAUGAGCUUUUCAAGGCACAUUUUGUAUUUGCUGUGUCCUAUGACGAGGCAUUGCACAACUUCUACACAUUCAUCCAGACCACCGUGUAUGGCAUUGAUGUUGGCAGCGUGAAGGAGAGUCCUCGGGUCAGGGAAAUCAGAGCAAGAAUUCUUCACAGUACAGUCUAAAGACAUCGACUAUGACCGAAAAGGACCGGAAAUGUUCAUCUGUUACUUUUGCAAGAUACACCACACAGGUUGCUCAGUGUUAUUUAGACAUGUCAAGUUCCAGCAUGGUUUGUACGCAGGGAAGUCUUUACGUUUGACCUGUGGAGAGCCUAGAUGUUCAUCUCUUUGACAAGCAGCACCUCUCCCAAGCUCAUGGAGACUUUGUUGACUCAGAGGUCAUCAGUAAUUUUUAUUUUGAGCCUGCACCUUAUGAUGGAACCUCUGUUUCACAGCCUGUAAAUGUAGCUAAUCUCAAGACAGGCAAAUACUAGACAUGUACAGGACUGUUAUUUCUCAACUACAAUCCUCAGGAGUUCUGAAAGUAGUGUUUAGUUGGUUCAUUGGAGGAAAGGGUUAAUGACAUACAAGCACAUGCAAAACAAUCUGUUGUUCAAUGUUUGCCAAAUGAUGCAUCAAGAGAAACCUCGGAAAAAGUUGAAUGUUUUGAUCAGCUUGAAAAUCCAUUCUCAUAUCUUAACAGAAUCUAAAGGAUGAGACAUUUUGAGCAAAAAUGGAAAAUAGCUGAACCUGUAGAGCAUGUUUUCUUGUGUGUUUUGAUGUAUUUAAAGCCGCUUGUGCAUGAUCUAAAUAAUUUGGAGACUGAAGAAAUGAUCAUUGGUCACUUAAAUGCAUUUGUUAUUGAGGAUAAACUGGAUGCUGUUGCACUGAUCCGUGUAGAUAAUGUUGUGUGUUAUAGACCUUACAAUGGGCAAUUUUCAAAUGACACUAAUGACAAAAUGUAGGUUGUCCAAUAUUGUAGUUUUGUAUAUCUUUAUGCACUGUUUAUUUGUGGUGUAUCUGCUGUUUUAAUACAG